AUGAAAGUCAAGAGCCAGAAACCAGGCGCGCGCGUAUCUCUCAAGUCUUCAAUGACUGACGAAGACAGCCAACUUAGAAGAAUUCAUAGAUUGCUUAGGAAUUUAAAAUCAAAGCUAAAAUUAUUAGAGGAUUUAGUCAGUAAGCGCAACAACGGCGCCGAGGAGCCACGUAGAGAUGGCAGCAGAUUCAGCUACUCUUCCAAGCAGCGCGACAACAAUUGGAAAAGUCUCAAAAUUCUGCCUAACAUCGCUGCCACUGACAAACUCUUCAAUGCUAGAAGCGGCUCUCUCGACGGUAUCAAUCUCCGCCAGCUCAUGGAUCACAUCCAGGCGCUCAGAAUGGCUUUUGUGAACAUUCUCGAGCUCAAUAAGCCAACUAAUGCUUUCCCUUCACUCACCCAACUCUCCGCCAAAGUAGUCGGCUAUUCGAUAAUCAAUUAUGAUCUUAGCUACGUUGAGUAUGGUGACCAAAGUAAUCUUGGCAAGAUCGAAUUAGAAGCACGCAAAAUGGAGGUAGUUGACUAUGUUUACAGCUGCGUACCUGCCCAUCUGAGAACUCUGCUAGUGCCUUCUCAUGCUCUGUCUUUGCUAUUCUUGAGUGAUAUUCUCUCCAAUCAUCACGCAACUGUGUCGUCAUUGCUGCCCACAACUCGCGCACACAGUCUUGAAUUUCAAGACAUAGUCCAUCAGUCUCUUUUAUCCGCUUUCUCAAGUCCCACGCUACCACCUCCUGACUACAUCAGCAACAUGUGUGAUAAAUUCAACGGCGGUGCCCAAGUUAAUCGCUCGCUUAUCAAACUAAUUCCCGCAUACGAGCCAGCACUGGCAACUUGCCGGGCAGUCGAAAGCAUACGUAGCUUCAAGAGCCAUACUUCAGAAAUCCAGGACACAUCUCCUCUGAUACAGUCCAUCUUCGAAUCAUGCUAUCAGUCACCCAUACCACCUUUAAAACUGCGAAAGUGGCUCGACAUUGAAAUACCAAAAUCUCUCUUUGAAAUUGCUUUGAACAAUUCAAUGCCAAGUGCACAGAGCGUGUUACUAUCACUAGCUGUCGAGACAGCCGAUCUUAUUAUCAAAGAGCCGUCAUAUCGCGAGUGGUUUUACAUAGGCUUGAAUCUAUGCUCGGCAGCUCUUACAAUAUUCCAUAGCAACCAUUUCCUAUCUGAGAUUCUCGUUACGUACAUCAAUCAGAUUUCGCGUAUUCCCUUCCUGAAUCGUUCUUUAUCUGAAGCGCUUGACAUGUUCAACCUUGACCUAUUACUCGGAAAGUCUUACUCUAGUGCCCGUAUCCUGAUUGACGUACUUGGAGAAAAUAACUUACUCCCAGUCCAGCUCUGUAUUUUGCGCAAAGCGGUGGAUAAUUUCAUAUCAGUGGAUGGGUAUGAUUAUGCGACAUUAAGAGACAAGAAGCACAUUGCUGAGACAAAAUUUGAGGAAUUGAAGGUGAACUUCGUGCAGACUACGACAUACAAAACGCCAAAGAAGAUUAAUUCGACGGUGAUUGACUUUACACCUUAUCCUGAUGAAAGACUGCAAUCGCAUCGCAAAUUAAUGUCAACAAAUCGCUUCAACCAAAUACAGACUCCACAAACAAAUCAACAAAAGGCAAAGAUUGCACUCGGUCCGAACCAACCGAUUGGUUCCACUUUCCGAUUUCAGGCGCAAAACAAACUCUUUGGAUUUGGCUCUCCAUUCGUCGUCAAGCGCGACUGGAGGCAAAGGAGAGAGGGUGAUGAUGAGGGUGAUAUGGGUGUUAGUAGUAGUCAAGAAGAAGAAACACUGAUCAGUGGUACUGAAACUAAAGAUUUAGAAGUUAAAGAGUCGCUUCCAGCUCCUCAGGAAGACUCCAGUGAGUACUAUCACCAGUCACCCGAAUCUUCGGAAGGGAGCGAGCGGGUGACUACAAGCAGGGUCAGAAAGGGCAAUGAGAGUAACAGCGAGAGUGACGCCGUUAUGACGAACCUAAGUGAUGAUCUCGUUGCUUUAAUCAAACACAAGCCCAAAUCUGUCAAACCGGCCAGUCAACAUUUACAAAAAAAGAAGCGCACGAAAUUAGUGCCUAUGUCCAGUCCUAGUCAAAGUGAGAACGAUCACUCGGAGCACGAAGCACAGCUGAAACACGUCGAGCAACUAAAUCAGGCAGAUACGAAGUUUUUCUCCCGUGAAAGUAGUGAUUUCGACUCAUUGAAUCAUCCAAAGCGACAAGAAAAACUUGGAUAUGAGAGAAAGCCAACACAAGACCUUGUCUCAUCGGCGCCACCGGAAAAUCUGCAGGAACAGCGCAAGCCUUUAUCUUCUUUCUCGAAUAUUCGUGAUAAAAAUCCACCUCUGCGUAGUCCCAAAACAAGGCGCUCUUUACCAAGACAAUUAUCAACGUCGCAGCCACAGCCUACAUCUAAAGCACUCGAAAAAUUAUCUAAUAGAUCAACACUGUCGAAGCGCAAGAGUACGUUGAUGGAAGCUACUCCUUUGAAUCAGUUAAGCAUGCCACGUAAAAGUCAACGUAGAUUAUCGCAUGUGAUUGAUUUCGAUGAAACGUCGGAAGACGAUGAAAGUAAUAUAGCUAAAACUUCCGCGGCUAGGCAACAAUCACCACCUCUCAGCAACAACGCCCUCAUUCACAAAUCGAGUGAAGUGACUAACGAAUCAGCAGCACCAAAGCCUUCUAAAUCUAUACCCCAAAUACAACUACUCAAAGAACAGGAAGAAAGCUCUCAAAACCCGCUCUCGAAAUCUGCUCCUCAACCUUUAUCGUCUAAAAGUAAUUUACAACCCAAACAAGCCCACCCUAAUGCUGGUAUUACACGUCGCAAAAGCACAUUGAGCGAUUUGACGGGACACGGCGCUCGGGCUGACCCUAUCUUAAAGGUUGCACAAUGGAUGGAAACAAGUACGUACACCAAGGCAGAUUCUUAUGUAGCUCGUGUAGAGCGUAAAGAUAAAAAAAAUGGUGAAAAGAAUAGUAAAAUACGCGAAAAGGGGAAACAGAGAUAUAUUGCGCUACCCAGUGAUAAUAAGACAGAUAAGACGCAAGAGCAUACAAAUUUAAGGAGGAUGGAAAAAGAGGUUGAAGAAAGGAAAAAGAAAGGAGAAAUGGAGCAAAAACAGGGGAUGUUGAAAAAAGGAGAGAAUUUUCGAAAGACUGUAAAGUCAAAUGGGCAAGAUCACAGUCGCAAACCCAAUAUCAAUCCCUCGAGCAGUAAUGGACGAAGCUUUCACUCUCAAAAUCGCCAUAUCAGCGGACCAAUUGACCUAUCAUCUGACAGCGUGCAGACUAAAUCUUCCACCUCAUCAUCCUCAACAUCUUCUUUCGCGUCUGAGUCCUCAUCCUCGGAAGAGGCAUCACCAGCUCAAGACAGACUCGAGAUGCUACGACAGAAAGUGAUGGCCAAGUACAAGAACAAGUCGUCGAUGCUAGAUGCGACACUGAAGCGUAUGCACAGCCGAACUAGCGGAAGCAAGACACGUGAAUGA
This is a messenger RNA of Wallemia ichthyophaga EXF-994, 3474 nucleotides long. RefSeq lists its product as uncharacterized. The transcript has 3 exons. Bases 1 to 3474 code for a protein of 1157 amino acids. The record is from RefSeq and is a predicted model, not a curated record. NCBI's taxonomy places the organism in Eukaryota, Fungi, Basidiomycota, Wallemiomycetes, Wallemiales, Wallemiaceae.